AUGAGUGAUGAUUUAGUUGAACAGGUAGCGUCAAUUUCGAUGCAGAAGAAUGAUAGUGAUUCAAUAGAUAUAUCAAAAUUAGUCGAUGAAAUUAUUGAAGAUAAUGAAUAUGUGGAACGUAAUACUGAUGGGAAUGAGGUGACGUUGUAUCAGAUUUUAGAUGUUCUUCCUGAUGGUAGGAAGACAAUGAAUCAUUUAUUUUACAGUUCAAUGAUAAUCGAUAAUAAGGAUUUUAUGAAUUUUAAUGAUUGCACAAUUAAUCGUAAGAGUAAAGAGAUGUCAGAUCUAUGGUAUGCUGAGGAGUUACGGGCUACUUCAAGUAUAGCUGCGGGUGCUUUGACUAUGGAGGCUCCUGUUAUGUUCUCUUGGAGUAAUCGAUCUACUUCAAAGUUGAAAAGUGAAGAUAGUGAAACACAAAAAAUUAAUAAAACCAAUGUGAAUAUUUCAAAUGGCCAAACUACUAAUCAAAAACUAUAUAAAUUAGUUUCUGCUGGCUUGAAAGUUAUUGAUAAGAAUUUGAGUAAUUGGACUGAUGACAAUAUAGAUAGGAAUAUAGAGAGUAAUAACAAUGUUGUGAACAAUGAACAUAAUGAUACAAUCGUUGAAUCUAAACCUUGGAAAGAUUCAAAUUUCAGAGUCGAUCCAUUACAACAAUUUGUAGUAACAGAAUUACCUAACAAGAUGAAGGCAAGAGAUGAGCCUAAGAAGAAGGCAAAAAGUAAGAAGAAAGGAUUUUUAUGGUUUUGGGGAGGUAGUAGUAAAAAAUCAUCUAAAUCAAGCAAAAAAAUUACGACUGAAGAUAAUGUCGCCAAAAGUAGUAGAUACGGGGAAGAAUAUAUUAGUGCAAGCGACUUUGACAAUGAUGAGUUAGAAAUUAAUUCGUCCAACACAACCGAACAUAAAUAUCCAAUUAGCGCUGCACCUAAUGAUAAUCCUGAUCUACUUUCUGAUAUAAUAGAUGUUGAUAGUAGCAUAAUCAAACCAUUAGAUAAACGUGAGUCAACCACACCAAUGGUUACGAACACAAUGCCAGAUUUUAAACAAGCCAAAGCUCCAGCUGAAGCCCAAGCUCCAACCGAAGCAUCAGAAAACAAUGAUGAUGACGAUAACGACGAUGACGAUGAUGAUUUUGGAGAUUUCGAAGAAGCUUCUAUUAAUGCACCAUCAAGCAAUGCAUCUGAAAUACACUUAACAAACAAGGAUAAUUUAAUUUCAGCACCCCCACCAUCAAACAACAGCAUCAUAGAUUUAUUCUCUUCAAAGGAAACAAUGACAGAAACGGGUAACAAGUUGGAAACUGAUACCAAAACUCCUUUGAAUUCAAUUGACAUUAGCAUGAAUUCAUUUGUACCAUUACAACCUUCGAAAAAGUAG
Molecule: messenger RNA, 1374 nt
Organism: Vanderwaltozyma polyspora DSM 70294
Lineage: Eukaryota; Fungi; Ascomycota; Saccharomycetes; Saccharomycetales; Saccharomycetaceae
Gene: LFT1
Product: Lft1p
Exons: 1
Coding region: 1-1374 (457 amino acids)
Source: RefSeq, a predicted model, not a curated record